AUGGAUCAGUCGAAUGAGGAAUGUGCUGCAACGGAAUUACGUCGUUUUGCAUCAUUACUGCGUGAACUUCGUGUCACUGAUAGUUGGCAUACGAAAUCACGAAGAAAAUUUAUUCAGAUUCAGGUUUGUGAAUAUUUGAAAUUUUACAAUGUUUAA
This is a messenger RNA of Brugia malayi, 156 nucleotides long. RefSeq lists its product as uncharacterized. The record is from RefSeq and is a predicted model, not a curated record. The coding region runs from base 1 to 156 and encodes 51 amino acids. NCBI's taxonomy places the organism in Eukaryota, Metazoa, Nematoda, Chromadorea, Rhabditida, Onchocercidae. The transcript is spliced from 2 exons.